UUCAACAGCCCAGAUCGUUUUGUGCAACGAAGACAAGUCUGGUGUGGAAGCCGGGCACGACUCACUCGUGUAGGAAGUUCCUCACCGGCAAACCUAAUAAGGGGAGGAAUCAUUCAUCAAGUCACAAUGACACCUUCUACCACUGGCGAGCGUGAUCACCGUCCUUGCAGAGACCUGCUGCCGUGCGCAUGCGCUUGCACUGACGCAAACUCUUGCAUGGACACGGAUCCCCGCAUUGACGCAGAUGCCCGCACUUAUGCUCACACGGAUGCCUUCUUACUACCUUUGCUACUAUCUGUCUCAUGUAGCCUCACCUCGAUGCGUCCCCUUGCAGGCUCCUACAAGGGAUUCAACGUUCAAUUUGCUCACCUCGACUCACUCUUGCACAGGUCGGGAUCACUAUCAGGGCCCUGCUUGCAACCAAGCAGACAUUUUCUCGUUCUCAGUAACACAACUACAUAAGAGCACCCACACAGUCUGUCUCUACUAGUAAGCACUCCGUUCAUAAAUCACGCGCACAGUUCAAUGAAAGCCAACAAGUCACCAUGUCCAACGAAGAUGAAGCAGAAAAGUUUAGGCGAUUCUCUCCUUCCAUCUUCUCCAAUCUCACCACCAGCACCUGUGAAGAGACAGGUAAAGCGGAAGCACAAGUUUCUAGGCUUGUGUCCCGCAUGUCGUUGCAGAUGUUGCAAGGGAUCUCUAAGCCAAUGAUAUCUCGUCAUAUGAGAAUGGGUCCAGGAUUGUAGAUUCUUUACCUCGAACGCAUACAUGUGUAGCAUCCGUUCCACC
Molecule: messenger RNA, 789 nt
Organism: Suillus fuscotomentosus
Lineage: Eukaryota; Fungi; Basidiomycota; Agaricomycetes; Boletales; Suillaceae
Exons: 5
Source: RefSeq, a predicted model, not a curated record